Molecule: messenger RNA, 3927 nt
Organism: Penicillium griseofulvum
Lineage: Eukaryota; Fungi; Ascomycota; Eurotiomycetes; Eurotiales; Aspergillaceae
Gene: atg11
Product: autophagy protein ATG11
Exons: 1
Coding region: 1-3927 (1308 amino acids)
Biological process (GO): autophagy of mitochondrion; piecemeal microautophagy of the nucleus; autophagy of peroxisome
Cellular component (GO): Atg1/ULK1 kinase complex; extrinsic component of membrane; phagophore assembly site membrane
Molecular function (GO): molecular adaptor activity; protein kinase binding
Source: RefSeq, a predicted model, not a curated record
AUGCUAACUCUUAGGCAACCAUCGCAGAACGAGAUCUUUGUAUAUGACCGACAAUACGUCAGUGAACCAGGCGAUGUCGAAUUUCCGGAAAUACAUCCUCCUGAACCAUUCCAACCCGGUAGCCCCCCAGCUACCCUCAAAGACCAGAACGACCUUCAGGCAUGGCGGAACCUCUACAUGGCACGGCGCAACUGGGCACUGGACUUGUCCAGUCGCUGUGAGUCGAUUGAUAAGAACGUCCGAGAACAUCACGAGCGAAUCGACGUUAUAAACCGCGCGGUGGGCGUGGCUCUAGAAAACCUCAAGUCUCAUGUGGGUAACCUCGAGCAUCGGUUCCAAGAGGCACAGACGUGGGCGAAUAGCAUUCUAGAAGAGCAGCGGGCCGCUUUAGAUGGCUGGCAACGAGCUCUUUCCACACUGGACAACAUCCCAGCACGUAAAGAUUUCCCUCUUCUUGGACGCCCGUCUACGCCGAAAAUGGACAAGGAUCGACCGACCGGAACGCUGCGAGACUUUGUCGAUGUAGGGGAGGUUCAAUGGGCUGGAUCUGAGGCCACGACUGUAUCGCAAGCCUUUGCUAGUAACGUCCAUGACAUUGAGAAGACAGUUGGCGACAUUGCCUCGGAUACUCAACAACUGGUGGACGAGGCCCUUGCCUCAAGCUUCGAUGGGGUGGAUGGGUUACUGGAAGAAGUGGAAACUAUUGCGAAGAAGAUCGGUUCCGAUUAUGAGCAUGUUCUCGGUCUGCCAAACAACCAAAAAACCUUGGCCAAUAUAUCAAGACUUGCAUUCAGCCAUACCCAGGACCUCCUUCCAUCGCUGGCGGAAACUAGCAUCGAGCUGCAAGCUGCGCUGGAGCAAUCCGUCCAGCGCCGGAUGGUUGUAGAGAAAAAGUCCAUUGAACAUAUGCGCACGAUAUCUUCCCUUGAGUCUAGACUUGCCGACGCACAUGCACAUAUUGUCAAUCUAGACGUGGGGAGUAAUGCUUUUGAGGUCAUCUACUCUGUCUUCCAAAUGCCAAUGGUGUAUGGGUCGAUUCUUAUCGAAUCCGUGCGGCGGCGAGAAUGGAGUGAUAAGAUCAAGACCGACUCUUUGACGCUGGCUGAGGAGAUGGCAGUUUUGAGAGAUGAGGAGCAACGCCGCAGGAAAAAAUGGCUGAAGAAUAUGGGAGACUUUAUGACAGUGACUGAUUCCACCCCACCAGGCAUUGAAGUUAACCUUCAAGGUCAGGAUGAUGAAUGGCCUGAAGUAGCUCGGAAAGAAAUCGAGUAUUACAUCGACGAUUUGAAGACCACACAUUCCUUGACCAAUUUAGCAGAAGAGCUCACCCAGCAACUCAAGGAGCUGGAUGCACCCACUCGGCAGCAAAGACGACGGGCCAAAGCGUUCAAACAAGGCAGCGUAUUUGACUUGAGCCGGAGCUCUAUAUUACGCGCCGAUGACUCCGUCCGUAGCUUACAAGAAGAAAAGACAAAAUUAGAAGAAAAGCUCAAGGGAUCUGACAGCCGCGUCCGGAAAUUGGAAGAUCUUUUGCAUCGUCAGAGUCACCUCAGCCGGCCAGCGAGCGGCAAUUUUGGUCCAGACUUCCCUGGUUCACCUUCAUCUCCGCACCCUGAUGCACUCUCUAGACGGUCGUCCGUCUCUUCGAGGCGAGUCUCGGCAACUCAGUCCGCCGAAGAUAAAGCACUCAUCCAGCGUAUUGUUACGCUUGAAGCAGAGCUGGCGGCUGAGAAAGAUGUGGUCCAGCGACUCCAUAAGGAAGCCCAUGCCGAGCGGCAAACGCACUCCGACAAGUUCCAGGAAGCCCAAUCCACAAAGAAGGACCUCAUAGGCAAUCUCGAAGCCCGCCAACGCGAAUUCGAAGAUGAGCGCCGAUAUCUCGACUCGGAGCUAAAGAGAUUUAGACUCCGCACCGAGGAGUUGGAAGAAGAGCUUGACCGAAUUCUGGAUGGCAGGGAAAGACAAGAUCUUGACGAUCGCAUGCACCAGCUCGAAGCCGACCUUGAAAAUGCUCACGCUAAUUCCGCCGAGGAUGCACAGAAAAUCAAUGAUCUCAAUACACAGAUUCAGACUCGACAGGAGCGGGAAGAAAGCCUCCAGGCUAAGAUUGAUGAUCUGGAACAGCGACAAGCGGAGUUUGAGCAAAAGCACCAGGAGAGUUACCAAGAUCUCCAAGCUAUCUUCUUGAACCUCUCUCCUGGGGGCAUUGUGCCUGUCGAACUCCCUGGCAUAAUCAAAGCCAUUGAGGUUCUUUCCGAGGGUCUGUCGAUCCACGCCAAGAGCGCGGAAUCGAAUGCUUCUCAAGCAAUAGCGGAGAAAAAGGCCCUGGAAGAACAAAUUGUGAAAUUGGAGGCCGAGGCAGAAGAGCGGACAAAGAAAUUCGACGAAUGCGAAGCCCAGUUGUCGCAAUUAACUGGAGAACUCUCACACGAGCGAUCGAAGUCCGAGGGCUUGACCGGUGAACUGGGCAAAGAGCGAUCAAAGUCGGAUGACUUGACCGGUGAACUAGACAGAGAGCGAUCAAAGCUAGAGGGCUUGACCGGUGAACUGGGCAAAGAGCGAUCAAAGUCGGAUGACUUGACCGGUGAACUAGACAGAGAGCGAUCAAAGUCGGAGGACUUGACCGGUGAACUGGACAAAGAGCGAUCCAAGUUCAAUUCAUUGCACUCUCAGAUGACUGCCGGAGAGAGUGGCUCCGACGCGCUUCGUGAACAGAUCGCCGAAGAGGAACGGAAACAGGCAGAGCUGUCUCGGCAACUGGCUGAAGCGGAGAGCCAAGCUCAAAAUUUCAAAGACCAGGCCGCGGAAUGGGAGAGAAAGGCAGGGGCCACUUCGAAGACCGAGGAGCAGGCUGUGGCGCGGUUCGAAGCUCGAGGUGCCAAGUCCCUCGAGCUUUCAAAUCAGCUGAUCGCACAGGUUGAAAAGCUGGGUCGGAUGCUUGAGCAAUUGGGUUUCACCAUCAUCCAGCAAGACGGCCAGCUUCUUGUCCAGCGGGCUUCGAAGCUCAGUGCAUCAUUGGGCCUAGGCGAAAGCCUCGCCCAGUCAGGUAUUGUAUCCCUGAAGCCGGAUACGGUGCUUCUGGACUGGGUGAACGCCGAAAGCUUGGAAGAUGAGGAGACCAAAUUCUCAGCUUUCAUGGAAAGCCUAGCUCAGUUUGACGUGUCCGUAUUUGGUGAUGUUGUUGUCAAACGCGUCAAGGACAUCGAACUCCUAGCCCGCAAAUGGCAAAAGGAAGCUCGAGGCUAUCGUGAAAAGUACCACCGAGUUCAGAGCGAAGCUCACGACAAGAUUGCCUACAGAUCCUUCAAAGAAGGCGACCUUGCUCUCUUCCUUCCCACACGGAACCAGGCCAUUCGCUCCUGGGCCGCCUUCAACGUGGGUGCGCCGCACUAUUUCCUCCGCGAGCAGGAUUCGCACAAACUACAAGCUCGAGACUGGCUUCUCGCCCGCAUCACCAAGAUCGAGGAACGGGUUGUAGAUCUGUCCAAGUCAAUGAAUGGCGUUGCACUAGACCGUCGCUCCCUCGGAGAAGUCAGCGACGGCGCCUCUCUAGAGGACGAGAAUCCAUUCGAGCUUUCAGAUGGCCUCCGUUGGUAUCUCGUUGAGGCGGUAGAAGAGAAGCCUGGUGCGCCUGCCACGCCAGGCAUAGCAAAGAGUACAGUUGCAUCGGCACACGUCGAUGCCAAGGGUAGCAUCCGCCUCAAACGUGGUACAGACGAGGGCGCCAUUGCCAAAACCUUAUCCAGGAGUCUCGAUAGCCGCCGUGAGAGCGCAAAUUCCAAGCGGGGCACUCCCACGCCGUCGCAACACGCUGUCGAAUCCACUACUGAUCUUGUACGCCUAGCCGAAGCUGAUGCUGGCUCGCAGCCUCGAGAGACUGCUCCCAUCUUCGACGAGGUUCGCCGUGACCUGCUCUCCGGCCCGUGA